AUGGCUAGCCUUCAAGGCUACGUCGACCAUCGUAUUCUACUCAUCCUGCAGGAUGGUCGUUCUAUUGUAGGUGUGAUGGCCGGGUACGACCAGAAAUCGAAUGUCGUCUUGUCGGACUCGAAGGAGCGCGUUUAUAGCGCUGAUGAAGGUGUCGAGGAGAUUCCUCUUGGCCUUUACCUUGUCAAGGGUGACCAGAUCGUCUUGAUUGGUGAAGUCGAUGAAGCAAUUGACCAAUCUGUCGACUUAGCGACAAUACGCGCCGAGCCGCUACCUCCAAUUCGUUAUUGA
Messenger RNA from Fibroporia radiculosa, 288 nucleotides. RefSeq lists its product as uncharacterized. Gene Ontology annotation, molecular function: RNA binding. Gene Ontology annotation, cellular component: U4/U6 x U5 tri-snRNP complex; U6 snRNP. The transcript has 4 exons. Bases 1 to 288 code for a protein of 95 amino acids. NCBI's taxonomy places the organism in Eukaryota, Fungi, Basidiomycota, Agaricomycetes, Polyporales, Fibroporiaceae. The record is from RefSeq and is a predicted model, not a curated record. Gene Ontology annotation, biological process: mRNA splicing, via spliceosome.